GUAUAGAGCAUGGCUCAAGUGAAAGUACAGACCACAGCGCCCCUGGCUGGUCCUGGCCUCUCCCCUGGAGUUCCUCCCACGGCCAUGGCCAGCCCAGGACCCCUGGGUCUGCAGCCCUCUGUCAACGGCACAGGCCCGGCCCCCACACCCGCCUGCCCUGCUCCUGCGGUCGGAUAUGGGGACGCUCCUGUGUCUGCCACGCCGCCAGGCUCGCCCCAGGAGAACAUGGCAAACCCUAAAGAGAAAACUCCAAUGUGCUUGGUGAAUGAGUUAGCCCGUUUCAACCGGAUCCAACCACAGUACAAGCUCCUCAACGAGAGAGGCCCUGCACACGCCAAGAUCUUCACGGUGCAGCUGACUCUUGGGGAGCAGGUGUGGGAGGCAGAGGGUACCAGCAUCAAGAAGGCCCAGCACUCCACUGCUGCCAAAGCGCUGGCCGAGAGCGUCCUUCCCAGGCCCGCGCCUCGCUCGCCUAAAAUAGACGUCAACAGCAACCCAGGCAGUAUAACACCCACAGUAGAGCUGAACGGUCUGGCCAUGAAGAGAGGGGAGCCCGCUAUAUACAGGCCUUUGGAUCCCAAACCCAUGCCCAACUACAGAGCGAAUUACAACUUCAGAGGGAUGAUUAACCAAAGGUACCAUUAUCCUGUUCCUAAGAUCUUCUAUGUGCAGCUCUCUGUGGGAAGUCGCGAAUUCAUUGGGGAAGGACGCACCCGCCAAGCAGCGAGGCACAACGCCGCCAUGAAAGCCCUACAAGCACUGCGCAACGAACCGAUCCCCGAACGGCCACCGCAGAAUCCAGAAGAAAAAGUGGAGACACCGGAAGGAACUGAUGCCAGCAAAUCAGAAAUAAGCCUCGUCUAUGAAAUCGCCCUCAAGAGAAACUUGUCUGUUAACUUUGAGGUGUUGAAGGAGAGCGGCCCGCCUCACAUGAAGAGCUUCCUGACCCGCGUCACCGUCGGCGAGUUCUCCGCCGAGGGCGAGGGCAACAGCAAGAAGCUGUCCAAGAAGCGCGCCGCUCUGUCCAUCCUGCAGGACUUGAAGAAGCUCCCCUUCAUACCGACUGUGGAGAAACCCAAGACGCACUACAAGAAACGCACCAAGACUAUCCUCAAGACGGGACCAGACUACGGUCAGGGCAUGAACCCAAUCAGCCGAUUAGCCCAAAUCCAGCAGGCCAAGAAGGAGAAGGAGCCCGAGUACCAGCUGCUCUCUGAGAGAGGGAUGCCCCGGCGUCGGGAGUUCGUCAUGCAGGUGAAGGUGAACAACGAGGUUGCCACGGGAACGGGACCCAACAAGAAGGUGGCCAAGCGGAACGCUGCCGAGGCGAUGCUGCUGCAGCUGGGGUACAAGGCCUCCGCCGUCUCUCUGAAUCCCUCAGAGAUGGACAACAAAGGCUGGAACGGACAAAAGGCGCCUUUUACCGAAGCAACGAGUAACACCCAGAAGGGUCUGCUCCACCUCAGCCCCGACGUGUAUCAGGAGAUGGAAGCCAGCAGGAAGCAGAGUGGCAGCACACCGGGCUCCGCCGGCAGCAGCACCGGAGGGGCCGUCAGUUACGUCGCAUCCAAAGACAUGGGGCCCUGCUCUGCCCCUCUACCCCCGGGACAUUCUCCGUAUUACAGCGGCUCGCCCUCGUCACCCAGCCCCACUGCUACCAUGGCCAGGGAGCUGCUGCUUAAUGGACAGUCACCCCCAGCAGACGGGUCUCUGCCCAUUAAGGGGAAGAACCUGGCCUGUAGCGUCUCUGUGCAGCCAGCGCAGCAGCUGGACUACCUGGCUCACAUCCAGGGCUUCCAGGUGCAGUACAGUGAUGCGCAGAGUGGGACGGAUUUCGUGACCUAUCUGACCCUAUCCCCAGUGCAAAUGACUUUCCACGGCACCGGGAGCACCCUCCAAGCCAGCCAUGACCAGGCUGCUCUAAGUGCCUUGAAACAGCUGUCGGAGCAGGGACUGGACCCAGUGGACGGCCCCAUCAAGACCACCGAACCAUGCGGGAGGGAGGAUGGACAUUAAACAGACUAACUCAGGCACCACCACUCAGGUCUGCAAGGAUUCAAAGGCCGUCGUCAAGGAGCUGACAACACCCCCCCCCUCCCCAUCCCACUCCUCAUCCAACAACACCCACCUUACACCCCAAAAUACCCCCAACCACCCAUCCAAUCCUCCUCCACCACCCGAUUGCCACUGUAUCCUGCAAAGCCUGUCAACAUGCAAUAGGGUGGAUGUGCACCGAGAAAUGACCGACUAAAGCACCAUUCCCCGAGUCUAUGUGAAGACAACACUAUCCCAACGUGUUUAUGGAUGAUUUCAGUCAGAUUUUAGGUGACAAAAGUUGAUGCAUAGAACACAGAGGAAUGGGAUAACUGCAUGGUAACGUGUGAAAUCAAGGGAAGUCCAAAGCGAUACACCGCGUAGAUGAUAUGUUCCCUUUGGAAUAGGUGUUGGUAUGGUUAAAAACAAAUAUGUACAUCAUGCCAUUGAUUUACGAAAAAGAAACAUUUUAGGACAGAAACCGACUUGCGUACCGUAGCUUUUAUUUUUUUUUUUUUUCCUCCUGAGGUAUUACGUUACCUUAUUUUUUAAUUAUUUUCGUUAUUUUAAUAUUCUAACAAUGCUUGAGUACUGUAUUUAAAAUUAACCAAUGCCAGUGCUGUGAAAGUUGUAGUUGUUGUCUUCAUAUAUAGUCACCCAGCUUACCUUGUAUGCUGACAAAAAAAAAGGAAACUGUUCAUCUAUCUAUAUGGAUGUGUAUGACUUUGCAAGAGUAAUCAUAUUCCAAAAAAAAAAGAAAAAAAAAAAAGAGGAUGCCACAAAAGUCUCUUUUUAUGUGGACAAAAAGGACAAAACUGGUGUUAGAAGUUUAUUAUUAUUAUUAUUAUUAUUAGAGGUGUUUUAACACGACCCCACCCUGGCACUGUGUCACUGGAGCAGAGAGGGAUGAAAUGCAGAGACAAAGGAGGGGGGGUUAGGGGGGGGCACUGCUUUACUCCUUAACUUGAAGACAAAGCAAUUAUGACUGAUGUUCUCGAAUGCCGAGGCCAGGCUUCAGAGAGCUUUGCAGGUUCUCCAACGAGCGGGAAGUGCUCACCGUUCCAGUGGUUCUGUGCCAGUGGAUCAUUCCCCCCCCCCCUCCUCCUCUCCCUCCCUCAACAGUUUUGUCGAUCACAUCUACACCCAUUGUGUGUGUUGUAUUGACUUGCCUAGGCAUCAACUGGGUGCUUUUAAUGCCUGCUACUCUGAAAAGUGCAACGUUUGAGGGGAGAGAGAGCCUGUGGCUGAACUGCAGACUCCCCCCCCCCCCCCCUCUUAUCCCCAUGAACGACACUUUUGGGUCACUUUGUCCACUGACGUUGAGGAUGUGUGUUCUUCUUCGCUGUGAGUGCAAUGUGUCAUAAGGCUGUUUCUGUCUGAAAUGCAGUAAAAACACCUCAGUUCAUGUGGUAAA
Fundulus heteroclitus (mummichog) is the source of this 3448-nucleotide messenger RNA. It is a transcript of the gene stau2, whose product is annotated as staufen double-stranded RNA binding protein 2. The coding region runs from base 10 to 2016 and encodes 668 amino acids. The record is from RefSeq and is a predicted model, not a curated record. The transcript is spliced from 14 exons. NCBI's taxonomy places the organism in Eukaryota, Metazoa, Chordata, Actinopteri, Cyprinodontiformes, Fundulidae.